AUGUUGAAGAACAUUCCUACGGUAUUUGUGAAUGGAAAAUUUUCCAAGGACCCAGCAACUGUCACAGCCAACGAUUUUUUCUUUCCUAGACUCAAUGUUCCUAGAAACACAGCUGCAAGUCUCAAUUACACUCUAGGUAUAUCUUUGGCUCGUCUCGACUUUGCACCACAUGGCCUAAAUCCUCCUCACACUCACCCUCGUGGCACUGAGCUUUUGGUAGUCAUGGAGGGAACUCUCUUUGUUGGAUUUGUCACAUCAAACCCAAAAAAAAUCUUCACCAAAGUUCUAAGCAAGGGAGAAUUCUUUGUAUUCCCAAUUGGUCUCAUUCACUUCCAAUCCAACAUAGGGCAGACCAACGCUUUUGCCUUUGCUAGUCUCAGGAAUCAAAAUCUUACGUUGAUCACCAUAGCAAACACGGUCUUUGGAUCUAAUCCUCCAAUCAAUCCUGAUGUUCUUGCUAAGGCCUUCUAG
Molecule: messenger RNA, 471 nt
Organism: Quercus robur (English oak)
Lineage: Eukaryota; Viridiplantae; Streptophyta; Magnoliopsida; Fagales; Fagaceae
Product: germin-like protein subfamily 1 member 16
Exons: 3
Coding region: 1-471 (156 amino acids)
Cellular component (GO): cell wall
Molecular function (GO): manganese ion binding
Source: RefSeq, a predicted model, not a curated record